AUGGAGGCGAGUCACCCUUUCAAAAGAAUCGCGGAGAAGCCCGUAGGCAAGAAACCACCCGCGAGGUCAUAUCGUCAGCUGGUGAACAGUGAUUAUCAGUACCAAUGGCCUGAAGGCACAGUUCUAUAUCAGCAACUAGAGGCUCCUCCAAGCCUUCGACCCCAAUUAAAGGUCUCCGACCUCACUGGUAUUCCAACAAGCUUGAAGGACCCCAGGACAACUCUGCGUUAUGUUUCAGUUGAAGAAUACAGGAGAAUUAAGGAUUUGCCACAAGACAUUGUUAAAGGCUACUUAUACAUCAGGAAUGCCGCUACAAAUAAUAUUAUUUGA
Molecule: messenger RNA, 330 nt
Organism: Dibothriocephalus latus
Lineage: Eukaryota; Metazoa; Platyhelminthes; Cestoda; Diphyllobothriidea; Diphyllobothriidae
Source: the annotation of a GenBank genome assembly